CUAUUUGCAUUGGAAACAGAGGCCUGACUGUUUAUCAGAGGUGGCCUAACCGACCAAUCAGAGAGCAGCGUCUGUUCUCUCCUGUUCCUCCACCUGCAGUCCAGGAGACACACGGAUCAGUCCGGAACACUAACUCAACCUCACCGAGACAGCUGGAGUUAAAUACUACUGUUUUAGAGGAAAGUGUGCCGGUGAGCAGCGAUGGUUUGCGGUGGAUUUGUUUGCACCAAGAAUGCUCUCUGCGCUCUCAAUAUCCUCUAUGUUGUAAGUUGGCUAUUAAUUGCUCUACAGCGAUGGACAUUGGACAGGUGUUUACGAAAGGGUCGUACAAAGGGCACAGUUUUCACGCUUUUGUCAUUUCUGAGUCGCAGAAAAUUAUUUUACGUGAAGUUUAAAAAAGAGAAAUGAUGAAACAUAUUCUCGGUCAGCUCGUUUCCUUUUCUUAGGAAACUCGUGUUUUCUUCUCCGCAUUCAGGGGGUUCGAGAAUUAUCGGACUAAAUAGUUUCCUAGUGGGGAAUUUUCACUAAAUGGUCUGUCGUGUUAACAAAAAUACAAGUGAACGUCAGAGAAAAUGUUUAUUUCGUGACUUGAUAAGUAGACGUCGUGUAAACGCAACAACAUGGCGGACCAAAUUUAAUGUCCGGUUGAUUGUGAGCAAUUAAGCCUAAACUGAGGCUGUUAAAAAGGCUAUUUUCCUUAUAGGUAGGUUUUCACGGAGGUUGUAAUGUAGAUAAUAACUGUUCCUCUCAUAAACUCGCAAACAAAUAUCUAAUUUACCCCGAGAGCAAAUCGAGUAAAGUCAACUUUUUUAUCUCGUUUGUUAAGAGUUAGAUAAAAGGUAGAAGUUUAGGCUACUAGCAACUCGGAGACAUUUUUGCUAAAUAACAUGCUGCUCAAACGCUUUAAAUAUAAAUAUCUGAUAUAUUAUCUUCACAAAGUCCAUAUCGUUUUUACAAACGGGCAAGAAAAUUACAAAACUUACUAUGACACGAAAAAAACCAACACAUUUCUAGAGCAUUGGAACAUCCGAACAGUCCGUGAACGCAGCAUUACUCAUAUAAACACACAGUAUAUGUUGUAAUAACCCUCAGGGCCUUCACAGUCCUGUCACUGCGAUUAGAUUAGAUUAAAUCAGAUUACACGUAACAUUAUUUUUUCUUUUUAGGAAGGUUCCCUCAAGGAAAUUAAAAACCACAGAGACAAAUUUAACGUGUUACAGUUCAGCCAACACGGAUUUAAGUAACUGCCACAUAGAUUUGAUUAGUUAGAUAACUUUAAAAAUUCACUUUUAACUAGAUAAUCCCACACCAGGGGAAAUUUAUUGUAGGCUACAAGUCAUGUCCUCAGGGUUUGAACUGAUGGUGUAAGCAGGGGGGUGUCCAGACUUUGUUUUGACCAGGGUGUCUUACGCACACGGACAAAUGACUCUUUCUGUCUUAACUUCCUAAAAUUUCUCACUGAUUUCCUUUUUUUUACUAAGUCUAAUUUUCUACAUGAUAAAUAAACAGCAGAGUUGUACUACAGUUCCCUUCAGGUUUUUUCAGUCGAGCCAAACAACCCGAGUGUAUUGUUUCAGCUCUCUGUAAAUGUUUGGUGACAGGCAGGCAUGUAAAGGUGAAUUCACCCUGGAGACUGUGUCAGAGCCAGAAAAAUGUCCUUUUAAACAAACUACUAUGUGGAGAGACAACAUCGAAGUGGCUUCCAGGUGACGCAGUAAAAGGGUUUGUAAUCAGAGGCCAUGUGCUGAAGAAGGGGAAGAGUUUUGUUUUUAACGUGAACAUAGUUUUGUUUCUGCACAAUAUGCUCGUACAAAGAAACUGAAACAAAAGAUUAAAAGAAAAACACACUCCAUCAUGCGGCUGGAUCAGAGCUUCUGGCCUCCCUGACGUGUGCACACUUCCUCAGAAAGAUAACAUUGAUUGUACUUCCUCCUCUCAUGCCAACAUUUUUUCACUUCCUCUUCAGAUGGUGAGUCUGCUGCUGGUUGGAGUGGCAGCCUGGGGGAAAUGGUUCGGCCUGGUCUCCAGCAUCAGGGUCGUGGCGGGGGUCAUCGGAGUGGGCAUCUUCCUCUUUCUGGUGGCUUUUGUGGGUCUGUGUGGCGCUGUGAAGCACCACCAGGUCCUGCUCUUCUUUGUAUCCUUUAAAGUCUCUCUGUGACGUUUGUUUGCAGGAACAUGGAGAAUCACCUAACACCUCCAAAAGCUGCUGUGUGCCAAGAGUACAAUGAAAAGUAAAUAUCAAGAACCUCCUGGAACUCCUCUGUUGAGCUCUUCCUCUCUGUAGUCUUCUGUUUAAAGCUCUGAACUGAUGCAAAGUACGGAUAUUUCAUGAUAUUUAAUCCAAGCAAACUCCUGCACACUGACAAACUUGCAAAAAAUACAUGAAUUGGCGAUAUUUUCUUUCCUAAAUUUUGACACACAACCACUCCUGCUUAUCUGUCUUUUGAAAUAAAUGUGCAAAGUAUUUUAUUUGAUGAUUUUCAUUCAGCCAAAACUUCCUCAACUCGGUCCAGUACAUGAUGAUCCUGUUCAUGGUUUUUGUCGUGCAGUUUUCUGUGUCCUGUGCAUGUCUGUCCCUGAACAAAGAUCAACAGGUACGUUUAUUUUGUCUCUGCUGAAGUACUAAACAUUUUAGGAACACAAAUAUUUGUGCUUAUGAGCUAAAGCUUUCCUCAGAUAAGCACCAUUACUCUGACAUUUACUUUGGGAUUUUAACUGUUGACCACAUUUAAAGGUGGGGUAGGCAGGAUCUGAGGAAGUGCCAGUUUUUGGGAGAAAUCUUGAAUGUAAACUCUACUCCUCCCAACCAGUUUUCCCCUCAGCUCCUCCUCUCCCCUCCCUUUCUGCUCCAUCAAGCCCCGCCCACAAAUAGACGCUCCUGCUCGCUCGUAUUGUUUCAAUUAAAUUCAGAUAUAACGCAAAUAAAUACUUCAGAAGAUUACAAAUGGAGCCCAGUCAACGUGAAAGUAAACAGCAUUGGUGCUGCUGUAGAUGCCAACAGACUACCAGCAAACACAAUGUUUGCAGGACUUCUACAACUAGGAUAAAGUGACAUAGUCCAGGACCCGAGGUCAACAGUUUAGCGGCGCUACAACACGCUACAGCAGGUCCUGUUUGACAAGAAACACUUCUGUUACAGACACUUGUCUUACUUUGUUAAAGCGGUUUACCUGUCCAGCAGAAAGGUUACAGGGUCUGUAAGAUCUCGAAGCGUCCCCCAUCAUUUAUGCUGAUGUUGACCCAGCUUUUUAGCUCUUGUCCGGUCUACCUCCUUUUUAAUCGCCCGUUAUUCCGCCAGAGUCUCCGGUAUUUACUUCAUUUUCUUGCUUGUGUCGGCAGUUGUGGCUAAAGGAAGAUUCAGACAAUUUUCUGUACUUUGUGGUUGCUUUCUAUUGUCCGUUAUUGUAGCACGCUAACUUCGUUUGGGCUCCUGAAAGACACGGGGGAGCAGCGUCUGACUCAUAACCAAUCAAGUUGGGGGAGGCUGAGAAUGGCUUUGUUUACAGUCAGAAAGAGCGGGCCACUCAAAAAAUGUAAAAUGUUGACUAGACAGACAUAAGAGAACACAGAGAUAUCGUUAUAUUCCAAAUGAAAUCAAUAACUAAUAGCUAUUGACUGAUAUCAAAAGCUUUUUUGUAUAAAAACCACAAAAAAGAUGCUUCUUUAACGGAUUCCUGCCUUUUUAAAAAGCUGCUAUUUUGAGGAGCACAAUGCUCAUGGUUGAAAACUCAAAGCUGAAAACAGUUUUUGAGACUUUCAAUCUGAAACUCAGCUGAACAGCACAGUAGAAGAGUUUGAACUCAGUGUGAUUAACUUCUAGUAACCUCUGCAGCUUCUUCUCAUGUGUUUUAAUGCUCGCAGAACGACCUACUGGAGAUUGGGUGGAACAAAUCCGAGGACACUCAAAGAGACGUGGAGAAAACCCUCAACUGUUGUGGUUAUUCUUCCUUCAACCCCAACGGCACGUGUGAGGCUGUGAGUGAACCAGCUGAAAUAUUUCCUCUUCUGUUGUGAUCUCUGUCGUCUGUCACUUCAUCUCUUCUCUUUUCACUUCCUCUCUGCAGAGAUGCUUCAGCCACAGCCUUCCACUGACUUGUGACACAUGCGCAAGCAUCAUCCAGCAGUACGCAGGAGAGGUGCUGCGGUUCGUCGGGGGUAUCGGACUCUUCUUCAGUUUUACAGAGGUCAGUUAAAAGCCUCAGCAACAGAAUCUAAACAGUAGAGAGGUGAAUUUGUCAUGAGCCGCAGGAAAGCUGAUGUUUUUCUCUCCUUUCAGAUCCUCGGAGUGUGGCUCGCUCACAGAUACAGAAACAUCAAAGAUCCCCGAUCCAAUCCAGGAGCUUUUCUAUAACCAUCACUGUUGAAUAAACCGAACACAUGCACUGCUGGUAAAAGUUAACCCUCUUUACCUUGUAAAUCAAACAACUCCGGGUCUUUUCCCCUAAUAUUUUAAGCGUGGACUGAACUCCUGCUGAAUUAUAACCACUGUAGCCACACUGUUAUCGUUCCUGUGGUAUUCUACAGAUUGUAAUAGUAGUGUCUCAAUAACCCAAGUAAAUAAGUCAUGAGUUUAAAAGCCGGCAAACAGACUCAGUGAAUGGCAGCUUCAGCACCUGUCAACGUUUGCUUAAAGCUAAUAUUAACUAACAUUAACUGGUUAUACCUGAUAAAGUCGUGUUUGAGCUAUAAAUCAUCUAAAGUGAUGUUUCCCCCUCAAUAUACAACCAUGUUUGUACGAAGAGCUUUAGUCGUCAUUAUGCUAAAGCUGGAGUAUCUCCGACUCUGGUGUUUUUGUGUUCAAUUGACUCAAAUUAUCUAGUCUUUGCUGCUGUAAACAGGAAAGGUGUUUUUUAAAAGACACUGUAAGACUGAGAGCAAGAUGAGAGGAUUGACAGUUUGGCUUAGUUUAGCUUAACAGCUCGUAUAAUCCAGAGUAACAAAACUGUCCUUUUAGCGCAAUUUAGCAGAUUUCCUAGUCCUCGUUUGUCCAGUCAGAUGCAGUAAAGAUAAAGUUCAGUGUUAAGUACAGAGGCUUCAGGAGACCAUCAAUCCUGUCAUCAAACUCUCGUCAAGAAGUCAAAUGUUGGCUCUAUAUAAUCCGUCUCUGUCCCGUGGUGGAUGUCAACAGCAGCUGUCUAUGGUCUCCACACUCACACCCUGUGCAAAUAAAGAACAGGUUAGCACCAUGAUGACUGUGCUCUCCACUCCCAGCCUCACUAUUCAUGGCUGACCACACACAAUGGUGUGUUCAGGUGACAAUAGAUUUAGGAGUCAGAUGUCGUAACCACAUGAGAAGAUUAACACUGAAUUAAAAUCGAAGUAUUGUAGCGUGAAGACUGUUUUCCUUUUCUUUUUUUUUCGCAGAUAAACAUGCAUAUUUAUUGCUUUGUUUUCAUGCAUAUAAUGCAUAUAAAAAAAUCCUCCUGUACAUGAAUUCUCUCACUGCUGUAGACGUGUACUUGAAUUACCAGAAUAAACGUGUAGAGCUGCUGCAGUGGC
Molecule: messenger RNA, 5499 nt
Organism: Xyrichtys novacula (pearly razorfish)
Lineage: Eukaryota; Metazoa; Chordata; Actinopteri; Labriformes; Labridae
Source: the annotation of a GenBank genome assembly